Drosophila grimshawi is the source of this 1327-nucleotide messenger RNA. RefSeq lists its product as uncharacterized. NCBI's taxonomy places the organism in Eukaryota, Metazoa, Arthropoda, Insecta, Diptera, Drosophilidae. The record is from RefSeq and is a predicted model, not a curated record. Gene Ontology annotation, cellular component: extracellular region. Gene Ontology annotation, molecular function: chitin binding. Bases 27 to 1034 code for a protein of 335 amino acids. The transcript has a single exon.
AAACCAGAGAGAGAAGCGUAUGCACUAUGAAAAUGUCAACGAAAGACACUCAACUGCUGAACUGGUUGCUGCUUCUGAUUUUCUUGGUGGACUCCGUCAGAAGCGCCUGCAAUGUUUGCAACUCUGUCAACAGCAUGGCCUGCUAUGCGGUCGACCAAAUUCAGGCUUGCGAUGCGAAUAAUUUACCCACUCGCAUACCAUUCAACUGUCCACCCGGCUAUGUCUGUGUGAGUGGAGCAUCCGGCGUCUUGUGCAGGCCCACAGCCAGUGGGAGCAUUGGUGAUUGCCAGGACUGCAACAAGUGUGAUGCAACGAAUACAUUCGCCUGCACAGGAACCAACAGCUUCGCCCUCUGCCUCGGCACGACUACGCCACAGAACUCCUUGGGCUCCUGUUCUCCUGGUUAUGUGUGCAACAAUAUGAAUGAUCAGAUUUGUGGACUGGAAACACAAUUCGGUCCCACCUGCUCAUAUGCAGAUGAUACAACAACAACAGCAACGCCGCCAACAGCCACACCAGCUCCAACCCCAUCGACCGACAAUGCAGCCACCUAUUGCGCCGCUGUCAAAGCACCGGGCAACUAUGCAGUGGGUGAUUAUGCUGAAACCACUUGUCGUCAGUAUAUCAAAUGCUUCCUGUUGAAUGGCGUUUGGAGAGGCCAGAAGUACACAUGUCCAGGCAAAACGUACUUUAAUCCCACCACCGGACUGUGUGCUGUGUCAAUGCCUGGCAAUUGCUACACGCCAACCGGAACCACAACAACGACAACGGUGGCACCGACCACCAGCAAUCCGAAUGCCUACUGCGCAAAAAUGCAGUCACAGGAUUACUUUCCCGUUGGCACUAAUCCGAGCAGCACAUGUCGCCAAUAUAUCUACUGUCAUCUGCUGAACGGCAGGUGGCUGGGUAACAUGUACACCUGUCCAGGCAACACCUACUACAACAGCUCCACCAAGAGAUGUCAGACGGGCCUGCCCGCCACCUGCACCCGUGCUGUGGCCAGGUUGAGCCUCAACGGUGUCGAACUGAUCUAAUUACAUAUUGUACAACAUAUAAUUAUAAUUUUUAAAUAUCACUGACUGCUGCCAACUCAAACCCAAUUACUAUCGAGUACUGCUGUCAAAAAGUCCAUCAUUGAUAAUACUAUAUUAUGGAAGCUUAAAAUAAUACAGUACAUUCAAGUGGUGCUACGGUAGUACAGCUUUGUCUUUCCGCAUCAAAGAAGCUGCUAGCAGUACAGCCAUAUUCCCUAGCUGUUAUUUUCUUAGCGGUAAUGUGGCAGCUAAUGUAACUGAAACGACAAAAAUAUAAUAAAAACUAUAAGAAA